UAUAAUUUAAAUUCAAUUUUGUAUUUUUUUUUUCAUAUAAUUUGAAACCCAAAUCCAUCUUAUUUAGGCUUCAACGGGCGGGAAUGCAGCUAACGCUAGUAGCGACAUCGUUCAUCCGCUUACCAGACGAAACAACAUAUUACAGUGGACGCGAUCGGGAAGAGCGAGUCGACGCAUCAUCUCCUCUGCUUCUCCGACAUAUGACCCAGAGAAACCUUAGACCACAGAUCUCCGGAGCAGAGCUGUGAUGGCGGGAUUCCUUUCCAAGCUGAGACGGAUCCACCACUCGGUCUACACUGGACCCUCUUGCUCGGAUGAGGUUUGGGGAGAACCUGGUGUCAGCGACCAUUACCAUAGCUUGGAUCAAGAUUAUGUGUUACUUGGGCGUUUUUAUGAGAUCAUUAGGUGUUCUUUCUUCUGUAAGCAAGAGGCACUUGGCUUUGCACCUUUCGGUUAUUAUGGUUUAGGUACAGCACCUUUCAGUUACUGUGCCCUAUUGGCAUCACAAGUGAGGUUGCCGAAUGCAUUGCCUCACAUCAAGGUAUUGCCAUUUGACUAGCUUCAGUAACACAAGGUUUCCACUCUUAUUUUUGCUGAAGAAUUGCUGCAUUACUUCUGCUUGCCUUGCGUAAUUCUGAAACUCCCUUCUUUUUCCCCCCAGAAUAUAGUACAUUCCCGUGCCAUAUUUAAAAGUUUGGCAUAAUUUUAGACUGAAAUUUUGGCUAGUAACAGACAGGAAAGAAGUACUGCUUGGUGUUCAUCUGAUAGGAUUCUUGCUGCUUCCAGUUGUGUGCUAUCCAAGGGAAGUAAAGCUGAUUGGAAGAUAAGGAUUUGUCGGUUCACUGGCUCAAUCUCAUCACUGAGGACUGAGACAAAGUUGGUGGUGGCCAAGCAUUUCUGUGGGCACUCUGUGUGUGGAGCUCCCACCCCCAUGCUCCGCACCUUCCUGGUAAUAGAGAUGCGAGGUCAUGGUCAUCAUACGUCUGGACUCUUGCAAGCCACAUACAAAAGCAAGAUAGUUAUGUGGGGGAGCUCCACAUUCACAGUCGAAACUAAUCAUGCACGGGCCCAGAAAAGUAUCUGCAGAGACGUAUUUGAUUCUUCCUCUUCUGUUUGGUUUGCGACCUGCUCUGCUCAUCAGGAUCAGUAGAUAACUGUACAUGGGUGUCAGACGGCAUAUGCACUCGGAAUAUUCAUCUUCAUUAGCAUAUAGAUAUGAAUGCCCAGGACAUGAAACACAGACGCUGCAUGUAAAUAAUGGAAGAAGUCUGCAUCCAAAUGUGCAACAACAGAGGGCAAAAAGGCAAGUGGUCCAGCAAGAAGCUUGUCAAGACUUCAAGUUCAACUUGUCUUUCCCUUCUGUAUGCUUCAGCUGGUGGUAUCUCAACUUUAUGUUCUCCAAACCAACUCGAUUUUGUUGGAUUAAAAGUAAGCUGAUGUGUGCCCUUACAACUAUUGCUUGCACUAGUUAUCAAACUGCUUGUUGCAUCCAAAAAUAUUCUUUGGUAGGUACAGAAGCACAACUUUGAGACACCAAAGGUUGCUUACUGCAUGCAGCUUAUCUACUUGGCAGUUUUCAGCUUAUAUAAGCAGCUGGAGAAGUUGGAAUAACACUACAGGCAUCUUAAUAUUCUACUCUUGUCUUAGACUGAGAGGACUGGUUCUCUAUUCUAU
This is a messenger RNA of Musa acuminata subsp. malaccensis (wild Malaysian banana), 1674 nucleotides long. The record is from RefSeq and is a predicted model, not a curated record. NCBI's taxonomy places the organism in Eukaryota, Viridiplantae, Streptophyta, Magnoliopsida, Zingiberales, Musaceae.